AUGAGCGAACUCAUCCCCUUCGAAGCCCUCCCCCUCGACCCCGAAGGCCCCCCCGGCAACGCCUGGGGCCGCUUCGGCGCCGCCGACCAACUGGGCACCCUGAACCUGCUCACGCCGGCGGUGAUUGUGGCCGCCGCGAAAGAGAUCCGCACGGGCGUGCGCAUCUCGCUCGACUGGCCACUGAGCAUGCCCACCUACCCGAGCUUCGAGCGCGACCCGUUCCACCAGCGGAUCGUGCACCGGCGGCCCAAUUGCAUCAAUGAUGAUAUCUUGACGUUCAAUACCCAGGGGUCGACGCAGUGGGAUGGGUUCCGGCAUUAUGCCCAUCAGCAGAGCAAACGAUUCUAUAACGGGCAUACGCAGGAGGAGAUUGAGGGGUCGGAUGUUCUGGGGUUGCAUGUGGUCACCGAAGCCGGUGGCAUCACCGGCCGGGGCAUCCUGCUGGACUACGCCGCCUGGGCGGACGAGCACCACAUCCCCCUCGCCCCGCUGACCUCCUCGGCCAUCCCCGUCGCCCACCUCACCCAGCUCCUCGCCGACCACGGCAUCCAGCCCCGUCCCGCCGACAUCCUCUUCAUUCGCAGCGGGUUCACGCGCGCCUACCACGCGCUCUCGGACGCCGAGCGCCAGGACCUCGCCCGCCGCCCGUCCCCGGACUUCAUCGGGCUUGAGGCCUCCGAGGCCGCCGUGCGCUGGCUCUGGGCCCACCAGUUCGCCGCCGUCGCGGGCGACGCCCCCAGUUUCGAGCGCGCCCCCAUCCGCGGCGCCCACGCCGACCGCCGCUUCAACCUGCAUGAGUGGGUGCUGGCCGGGUGGGGGUGUCCCAUCGGGGAGCUGUUUGAUCUCGAGCGCUUGGCGGAGCAUUGUCGUGAGACGCGGCGGUAUGAGUUUUUCCUGGCUAGUGUGCCGUUAAAGGUUGUUGGAGGCGUAGCAACUCCGCCGAACUCGGUGGCUAUUUUUUGAUCCUGUGGGGGUUAUAAUUCUAUGCGAGUCCGUAUUCGCCGGCUGGAUGAUGUAUAUGAUUGAAAGAUAUCAGAAUUGCAAGUUUGUACAUAGUGGAUUGGAAUGAUGCUGGCACGUUCGUGAUUUGCGACCGUGUAUGUGGAGAUUAGAGAUUAUGAGAUGUUGCCCGGUGGCAAG
This is a messenger RNA of Aspergillus japonicus CBS 114.51, 1140 nucleotides long. RefSeq lists its product as uncharacterized. Gene Ontology annotation, molecular function: arylformamidase activity. The transcript has 4 exons. The record is from RefSeq and is a predicted model, not a curated record. NCBI's taxonomy places the organism in Eukaryota, Fungi, Ascomycota, Eurotiomycetes, Eurotiales, Aspergillaceae. Bases 1 to 963 code for a protein of 320 amino acids.